Toxotes jaculatrix (banded archerfish) is the source of this 4589-nucleotide messenger RNA. It is a transcript of the gene pias2, whose product is annotated as protein inhibitor of activated STAT, 2. Lineage: Eukaryota; Metazoa; Chordata; Actinopteri; Toxotidae. The record is from RefSeq and is a predicted model, not a curated record. Gene Ontology annotation, biological process: protein sumoylation; regulation of transcription by RNA polymerase II. The coding region runs from base 27 to 1646 and encodes 539 amino acids. Gene Ontology annotation, molecular function: zinc ion binding; transcription coregulator activity; SUMO ligase activity. The transcript has 14 exons.
UAACCGGAACAGCAAGAUGGUGGAGAAUGAGGAGUUUCGGCAGGAGUCAGUACUGUAACGCAGACCUCAGCCUGUGGACUGGUGAAACAGCCGUGUGGCACGACAGCAAAGCCAGCAUGAAUCUCCAGCAGCAAUCCCCUCUCAUCCCCCCCGUCCACCCUGAUGUGCAGAUGAAGCCCCUGCCCUUCUAUGAUGUGCUGGAUGUCCUAAUCAAACCUUCAAGUCUAGGAGCGAGUACUGCACAGAGGUAUCACCAAGAAAAAUAUUUUAUCUUUGCCUUGACACCUCAGCAAGUUCGAGAAGUAUGCAUAUCCAGGGACUUUCUACCUGGAGGCAGAAGGGACUAUAUGGUUCAAAUUCAGCUGAGGUUUUGCUUGUCAGAGACAAGUUGCCCUCAAGAGGAUAAUUACCCCAACAGUCUCUGUAUAAAGGUCAAUGGGAAACUUUUUCCUUUGCCAGGUUAUGCACCACCACCAAAAAAUGGCGUGGAACAGAAGAGACCGGGAAGACCUCUAAACAUUACCUCCCUCGUCCGGCUCUCCGCUGCAGUACCCAAUCAGAUUUCAGUGACAUGGGCGCCUGAAAUUGGAAAAACCUAUUCUAUGUCUGUGUACCUGGUGAGGCAGCUGACAUCACCACUGCUGCUGCAGAGACUGAGGAUGAAGGGCAUCAGAAACCCAGACCACUCCAGAGCACUGAUUAAAGAGAAGCUGACAGCAGAUCCAGACAGUGAGAUUGCUACAACAAGCCUUCGAGUCUCACUCAUGUGUCCGCUGGGUAAGAUGCGACUGACGGUGCCAUGCCGAGCGGUGACCUGCUCUCACCUGCAGUGUUUUGACGCCGCUCUCUACCUACAGAUGAAUGAGAAGAAACCCACCUGGAUCUGUCCUGUGUGUGACAAGAAGGCUGCGUACGAGAGUCUCAUCAUUGAUGGAUUAUUCUUGGAGAUCCUGAAUGACUGCUCAGACGUGGAUGAAAUCAAAUUUCAGGAGGAUGGAACCUGGUGUCCCAUGAGACCAAAGAAAGAGGCAGUCAAGGUCCCCUCUCAGUCAGUUCCAAAAAUUGAGACUCCUUUGCGCCAGCCGUCAGCGGUCUCCCAUUCUACUGAGCCGAGCGCCACCAAGAAGGCUGACGUGAUUGAUCUUACUCUGGAAAACUCCUCCUCUGAUGAUGAUGAUGAAGAGGAUACGGACCCUCCAUUGAAGAAACGCUGUAUUUACAUUUCCAAGAGCGAAGAGAUGCAUGCGAAGGGAGUGUUGACCUACCCGCCCACUGUGCGCAUGCCAAACGUCCAGUCCCUGGACCCAUCUUUUCUGACCUCUACGCUUGCUGACUAUGCAGUCCCCUUCCACCCAUCCACCCUGGCCACCAUCCCAACAGACAUGCAGAGUCUGGAUUUGUUUUCCUUAAUUCAAGCAGAUCCUCAGCAUUACCGGCCUCAGAUGUUUUUGGAUAACCUGACGAGCAGCAUGCAGAGCACGGCCGCAGCCAGCACCAGCUCAGCGCUGGUCUCCUCCAGCGGCCACUAUGACACUAACGCCCAUGCUGCCAGCUCCAUCCACGAAACCCGGGUCAUCACAGGAGGAGGCAGAGCAGCUGGAGGAGGGACCGACAGUGGCAUUUCAGACAUCAUUUCACUAGACUGAGCCCACGUCUCACUGAACCUUUUCAGGCCCCCUUUUUGGUUUUUUUGUGGCCUUUUUUUUUUUUUUUCGUCUGGGCAACAUGUUCAUAACAUGUUUAAGUUUUACAUGGAAGCACCCAAAUUGGUAUACAUGAGCACUUUGACAGCCUGAGCAUUUACACCAGGCAUUUUUCUUUAGGCCCUUUGUUUUUUCAUAAACAAAUGUUCUUUUUUUUAUCCUAUCUGCUGUGGUAGGAUAAUAAAUGGUUUGUCAUGAAGAUGUGACAGUUUCCCUAAUCUGUGUCUGUGAUUUGCCAAUUUUUCUUUUCAAGUUCUCUGGGCUUCGGCAGUAGAGGACUCUUCUUUUUUUGUUGUGAUAUCCUUUAAUCACAUUAGAUCCAAACAAAAGAGGGUUUUAGCCUCAGUUUAGUCCACAGUGCCCUGUUGUUUUAGCUUUGGUUUUAGUCCAGUUUGGGGAAAACCUCUGUGUCUCUGCCUCAUUUGGGUGUUUCACUCUUUUCACCAGCCACCCACUGCCUUCAGCUCUGUUCCACUGCGUGUCGGGCUGAGAGCAUCGCACUCAGUGGAAUCGGUGGAGGUGGCAACCCUUUCACAUUGCGGAGUCAUUCACGUCAGCGUUUAUAUCAGAAAUAUUGCCUUAAUCAGGACUUUCUUUGUAUUUCACCGUACAGUUUCCAUCCUCAGCUCUGCGGAGGUCUUCCUGGCACAUAGAUAAAUGUUGCUAACACUUUUUAAAAAGUUUCUUCAGUGUUGGAAAAACCUCCCAACAGUGAACUCUCCAUUUAUACCAAUUUGUUUGCUCACACGUACGUUUAAAUCUGACUUCAGGCCUGUUCUGGCCCUGGUUGACGUGAACUGCGGGCCUCAUUGCAUGGAACAGAGUCAGGAUGAAGGGAAGAAGAGCUUGGACUCACAGCAAGAUCUUGUUUCGCACAGCAUCUUUGCAUCCAUGUAAAUGAAUGGUUGGAAGUAGGAAGCCCCUCAGUGGUAAAAGACUUGUGGACUGAUAAGCAGACUGUGGAGGUGUGUGGCCUCCUCACGUACCCCACACAGGGCUCUUCUUGUAUCUGCUGGCUUUCCAAAGCUCCUGUUUGGACUUUAAUUCCCACUGAUGGAAACACAGAACAGUUGGCGCUCAGUACUUUGAUGUGGGUUGUUACUGGGCAGCUUUCAUGUCAUACCAAUGUAAAUUUUGCUCCUUUGUUUUUACUGUAAUUUAGUCAGAGCAAUAAUAAUUUAACUAGUGUUAGGUUAGAUGAAGGUGUAAAUGUAGUUUGGAUACUCAGUAAAUGAUUCCACCUGGUUCAUACCACUCUGCCACUCUGCCUCCCAAAUCAAACUUUCUUUCCUCUGUGUAUGGUCAAGUCUCUCUCUCUCUCUCUCUCUCUCUCUCUAUAUAUAUAUAUAUAUAUAUAUAUAUAUAUAUAUAUAUAUAUAUAUAUAUAUAUAUAUAUAUAUAUAUAUAUAUAUAUAUAUAUGAGAGAGACACAUGAUUUUGUUUUGUUGGAGGAGAAAUACACCUAAAGGUCGCUCAUUUCUUUUCUUUCAUAGAGUCAGGUGUUGACAUGGAUGUCCAUCUCAGAGCUGGAGUCAGGAUGUGGUUAGCCUAGCUCAGCAUAAGGAGUGGAAAUGGGGGGCAGGGGUCCGCUGGCCUGGCACGGUCCAAAGUUCUAAAAUAAUAACACGUAUCUCACUAGUUUGCUUCUCACUCAGUUAGAAAUGGAAGAGCCACAGUUUGUGGUCUUAGUGUGUGGUACCCCUGCCUUCAGUCUUUAUGUUAAGCUAGGCUAAACAUCACAUCGUGUCUCUAACCCUGUACUUAACCUACAGACCUGGGAUUGAUAUCCAUCUUCUCAUCUCACUCUUGGGAAAUUAAGUCUAUAAGUGUAUUUGUCCAAAUAUUGAACUGUUUUUUUUUUUUUAAACAAAUGUUCUCAUCAGCUUUGACAAGUCUGAGACAGAUUAGUGGAUUUUUUUUUAAAUAAUGUGAAGUUUGUGCUGCCAAAAGUCUAUAAUUUCCUUCCCUUCUGUUAACACUUGGUAAUUCACCUGAACUCUGACCUCUCUGCUAGUUUAGGCCCAUGUUGUAUGUUGAUAACACCUUGUGUUGUGUUGUGUUGUCUUGUGUUGGGAUGGGACGGACGGAUGUGGCAUGAACAUCUGCUCAGUGUUAACACCUUCAUUCAAGCCCACUUUCUUACAGUUAAUAGCAAGCAGCAGCAAAGAAUGACAAACAGGGCAGCUACUGUUUAAUAACUACAUUAUGUGGAUGACUUGCUGUUUAUGUGGACGCACCCCUCCAGCCAUUGAGCGCUCAAUCUCAGGGACCUACACUCCUCUUUAAAGUACGGACACAUAGAAAUAACACUGUCAGCAUUUGUAACUGAAACACAGAUGGUGGUGUAAGGGCUAGGCUAACGUAGAAUCAGUUUAGGUCAGUGUAUCUGUUUCAUUCAAACAUAAUAAUGAAUGUUGAUGUUAAGGCAGUGAUGAGGCUCAGUCCACCCAAAUGGCAUUAUGUAGUUAUGAGGAAGGUUUUGUUUUAUGUAAACAGGUUUUGAGUCUUGAGAUUUCAGUCAUGCCAUUUAAAAACAAUCAACAUCAGCGUGUUUUGCAGAUUCAGUGUCUGUGUUACUCUGGAUAAUUCACACACCGGAGACAGUCUUGAGUAGAACUACUAUGAAAACUGUUGAUAAAUUCAGUUCACCAUCCAUUUAGAAACAGAUAUCUCAAAAUCUGGACAAAGAGAACCAAACCUGUCAGAUGUAGGUGAGAAGAUAUGUUUUUGUAAUUUUGGUGAAUCAGCCCUUUGCAGGUUUAAUAACUCAACGAAGUUCAGACUUCAGCAACGCUAUCCAAUCCUUUUCCCAUUUGUGCAGCUCCUUUCAUCUGGAAAAAAAAAAGGCAUUAGUGAAGAGAGGUCAGUGUUUUGUGAAAUUACUGA